GCUCCUGCCGCAGAACCGGCCGCUGCCGAUGCGCUCUGACCGCGGAAAGCACGGAUUAGCCCGGCUGCCGCUGGGCUCUCGUUCCCUCCGGACUCUGCCGAUGCCUAGGUGACACGUCUCGGCGUCUCCUCCGUGGUUUGCCCUGGAAGAAUUUACCUUCAGCAGCGUGUCGGUGUCCUUUCUUCCCUCAGUUUUACAAAGGCUGCACUUACAAUGACGACAGCAGCGGAGCGGAAGUUUGUUAACCUCAGGAAAUGUCUGGAUCAGCUGGGCUACCGGCAGCCCUUGGGAGUGGAGAGUUUACCUUUGGUGGAAAAGCUUUUUAGUGACCUUGUUCAUACAACAGAGAGCCUGCGCAGUGCAAAGUUAUCUGCUGGAAAAAUUGAAAAAGAAUGCAGCAAUUAUGAUGCUAUUAUAGAACCGUAUAAAACUGAGAAUGCAAAACUUACCAGGGAAAAUAAUGAGCUGCAUUUGGAAAUAUUAAAACUGAAGGAGCAAUCUGAUCGUCAUAUCAAAGACUUGAAAGCCAGCUUAAGGAGUGUUGAAAAUGAAGCAGUUGACUUGAGAUUCCUGAAUAACCAGUAUGUGCAUAAAAUUAAACUGCUGGAAAAAGAGAGCAAAGCCAAGACUGAAAAAAUUCAGCAGCUUCAAGAGAAGAAUCUGCAAGCAGUUGUGCAAACUCCUGGUGGCAGAAAAAGAAACAUCCCAUUCAGGCGUCAACGCAUGCAGAUAGACCAGCCUGUCCCACCAUCAGCUGUUAGUGCCUACCCAGUGCCUCAGCCAGAGGACCCGUAUGUUGCAGACCUUCUUCAGGUGGCUGAUAAUCGAAUACAAGAACUUCAGUCAGAAGUGACACAGUUACAGGAAAAACUAGAGAUAUCAGAAAACGGAAAGAAGAAUUACAGCAAGCAGGUUGAGCUUAGAGACAAAGAAAUAGAACGCCUAAUGCUAGCAUUGGAUGGUGGUCGUUCUCAUGAAGUUGUAUCUCUGGAAUCAAGAAGUAAAAGUAAUGAGAAACUUAUUGCUCAAUUAAAUUUGCAGGUUGAAUAUCUUCAGCAAUCAAACAAAGAACUUGAAAAUCGCAUUCAAGACCUGUUGGACACAAAAAAAAAUGUGACUAGUGAGGUAGUGCACUUAAGCAAUAAAAAUGAAGAACUCUGUCAAGAACUGAAUGAAAUAGACCAUUUGGCACAGCAGUUGGAGAGACAUAAGGAAAUUGUGCUUGAAACUGCAGAUAAAGAAAUAGGAGAAGCAAAGAAGGAAAUUGAAAGAAAGGACAAUGAAAUACAGGAUCUUGAAGACACAAUAACGAGGCUUAAAUCAGAGCUGUGCUCAUGUCGUCGUCAGAAUGAGAGAUUGAGUGAAGAACUCUUUGGAAAAGCAGAUGAUAAAGCGAAUCUCGAACUACUGCUAAACCAGCUUGAACAAGAGAAACAGAGGCUGACAGAAAAAACAGAGAACUUUGAAAUAAAAGAACGGGAACUUGUCCUAGAAAUAGAAAGAAUGAGAUUAGAAUACGGUAUAGCUCUAGGAGACAAAUCUCCAUCUCGUCUAGAUGCAUUUGUCAAAACUUUAGAAGAUGACAGAGAUUAUUAUAAAAGAGAAUUAGAGUAUCUUCAAAAAAUGAUAAAACGAAGACCUAGCCCAAGUCGUAGGACUCCAGAGAAGAGUGAAGAUCUGAGAUUGAUUACCAGAGAAAGAGAUGAGCUACAGUCCAUGUUAGACAGAUUUGAAAAGCAUAUGAUAGAAAUUCAAUCCAGCGUCAAGCUACUGACUGCAGAAAGAGACAGAUUGAAUAUUCUUUAUGAGCAGUCUCAGAGUGAAUUAAACAGGCUGAGAAGAGAAGCAAAGCAUCAUUUAGUUUCUCAAAGUCACGUGGGAGAAGAUGGAGAUGUAGCACUGGCAGACUUUAGAAGACUGAUGACAGAAAAGGAAAGUCUAAGAGAAAAGUUAAAGAUUCAGCAAGAAGCGGCUAACCUUGAAAAAUCAAAGAUGCAGCAUGAUAUUUCAGAACUGGAAAAUAAUAUUCAACAAUUUGAGUUGGAAAGGUGCGAACUAAAGAGUACAAUCUCUAUCCUGAAAGAAAGAAUAAAGUCUUUGGAAAAUGAAUUAAAAUUGAAGUCCAAUAAACUUAUGCAGACAUCUGAUGAUUCUUCUCAAUUUAAGGCUGAACUUUGCUCACUUCACCUCCUAAAUGAACAACUCCAGAGAACUGUGGAAGACUUACAGCACCGGUUGUCUCUCAAAAAGGAUGAACUUCAGUCAGCUCAAGAAGAAAUUGUAAAGCUAGAGGAGAAAAUAGAUAGGUUAAACCAGAAGAGCACUUCACAGGAUGAGGCAGUCAAUGUGCUUAGAAGUACUAUUACUGUUUUGGACAAAGAAAAGGAUAAUCUUCAAGAAACCGUAGAUGAAAAAACAGAAAGAAUUGCGUGCUUAGACGACAACUUAGCUAAUAAGGAAAAGACAAUUACUCACUUACGGCUAACGCUCUCUGAGCUGGAGUCGUCAACAGACCAGCUGAAGGACCUCUUGAGCAGCAGAGACCGUGAGAUAUCUAGCUUGCGUCGCCAACUUGAUGCAUCCCACACAGAGAUUGCAGAAACAGGAAGAGUAAAGGAAAUAGCUCUGAAAGAAAAUAGACGACUACAAGAUGAUCUGGCUACAAUGACCAGAGAAAACCAGGCUGUUAGUUCUGAGCUUCAAGAUGCAAUACGUGAAAAGGAAGAAAUGAAAACAAGAGUGCAUAAUUAUAUAACUGAAGUUUCCAGAUUUGAGAGUCUGAUAGCUUCAAAGGAAAAAGAAAACCAAGAAUUGUUAGAGAAGUUCCGAAUGCUUCAUACACAAGCUGAGGACUGGGAAAUCAAGGCUCAUCAAGCUGAAGGGGAAAGCAGCUCAAUACGGCUUGAACUCCUUUCUGUAGAUACGGAUCGGAGACAUCUUCGAGAGAGAGUAGAACUUCUGGAAAAAGAGAUUCAAGAGCAUAUGAUUGCACAUCAAGCUUAUGAAUCUCAGAUCUCCUCCAUUACAAAAAAUAUGUCUAAAUUGGAAGAGGACAUUAAACGUGAACAUCAGGAUAAGUCCUCUGUGUUGGCUGACCUGACUUCUGUGAGAGAACUUUGUGUUAAACUUGAAGCUAGCAAAGACCUUUUAUCUCGACAGCUUGCAUCUAAAAGCAUGGAUUAUGAAAGGGUUCUAAGUGAAUUAGAAGAUGUUAAAUCAGAAGCAGAGUUGCUGAAAAAGCAGUUAUCCAGUGAGAGACUUACAAUUCAGAAUCUUGAAACAUUGCUGGCUACCAGUAGAGAUAAAGAAUUUCAGAACCAUUUAACGUCUCAUGAAAAAGACUCAGAAAUUCAGUUACUGAAAGACAAGCUAACACUUGCUGAGGGGAAACUUGCAAUCACUAAAAUCCUUUCCUCCGAGAUCAAGGGAAGUGGUCCUUCCCCUCUUCACAGCACUGGUGAGGUCCCACCUGGGGCUUUGUGUCCAGUUCUGGGCUCCCCAGUACAAGAGUGAUAUGGACUUAAUGGAUUGAGUCCAAUGAAGGGCCAUGAAGAUGUUUAAGGUACUGGAGCAUCUCUCCUAUGAGGAAAAGGCUGGGAGAGCUCAGGCUGCUUAUCUUGGAGACCAGAAGGCUCUGGAGAGAUCUAUCAAUGUAUGUAAAUAACUGAACAGGAGGGAAGACAGAGCCAGUGUCUGUUCUGUGGUGCCCAGUGACAGGGACGAUGGGCAAUGAGCACCAGUGGGAACACGAGAUUCCUUCUAAGCGAGCACUUUUUGACUCUGCCAUUGCACAGAGAGCUUGGGGAGUCUCCCUCUUUGGAGACAGUCAAAAGCCAAAAGAACUGAAACCAAUACCUACAGUGAAUGUGGACAGCACUUUCAUUAUAACUCUUUAUGUAAAAUUUCAGUAACCUAAGUUUUGAAGUUUUCAUUUUAGGUCUCAUCAUAACAUGGUAACACCAUUUAUUCUUGUGGGGAUCAUUAACCAGUGAUUGUAGUGGUAACUUUGCACUGAAUAGCAAGAUGCUGAAAUAGCAGCUGAGUGUAGAUGAAGAUGAAGCCUGAAGUCAAACUAAAUUUCAGAAAAGAAUAAAAGAACAUUGCAGUAGGUUGAGAAGGGAAACAUGCAGAAAGUAAAAGGACAGAUAAUGCUUCCCUAUUACAAGAAGUAGAAUAUAACAUACCUGAACUGUUAAAAGCUAUGUGUGAUGACACAAAUGUCAAGAAAAUCACUUCGGAUUGAUGUGUGUAAAGGCUUACUACUGACAAUUGAUGCCAUACAUCAAAUAAUGAUGAUCUCAGUAAAGGUGUAGAGGGUGAUGGUAUCGAUCACUUCUGUGCAUCUCAUUGCUUCAUGUUUUAGAUUUGCUGAAUUUUGUUUA
Messenger RNA from Lagopus leucura (white-tailed ptarmigan), 4382 nucleotides. It is a transcript of the gene CEP135, whose product is annotated as centrosomal protein 135. The coding region runs from base 214 to 3513 and encodes 1099 amino acids. Lineage: Eukaryota; Metazoa; Chordata; Aves; Galliformes; Phasianidae. The transcript has 24 exons. The record is from RefSeq and is a predicted model, not a curated record.